This is a messenger RNA of Symbiodinium pilosum, 741 nucleotides long. NCBI's taxonomy places the organism in Eukaryota, Dinophyceae, Suessiales, Symbiodiniaceae. The record is from the annotation of a GenBank genome assembly.
GAUUCGGACGAGAUCUUUGGCGGCUGGCUGAACUUGGACAGCCGACCACAAUUUUUCCACUGCAUUCCCGGGAGCCAUCGCCAGAGACCUGCUCACAACCGGCGCGGCUUCUGCCGGCAAAAGUGCACCCUGGAAGAGAUGUGCCGUGUUGAAGUCAGUCCUGGUCAUGUGGUGAUAUUCUACCAGGACAUUCUCCAUAAGGUGUGCCGCGAGACGAUCGUGGAGGACUCUCUGCGCCUCUUCAUAGGCUGGCGGCUGACGCAAUCGGAUUUGAGCCUGCAGGACCUUGCUUCCAAAGCGAAGCCAGGUGUACCAGACACCGACUCAAUCUUUGACACGCAGGCUGUGCCGCUGCUGCCAAGUGGCCAGCACCCGCCAAUGUAUGCAAAGAACCAUCUCCUAUUCUGGCGCGAAGAACUGAUGGCUUGGUCGAGACAGAGCGUGCGCGAUGGUUGCAAAGAGUUGACCAAGUGUGGCAACUGCAUGGUUCUCCUGGCCCCGAGACGGUUCAGUAGUCUGAAGUGCAUGGGGCUUCCAAUGUACGAAGAGUAUAGCGAGGAGGAGAAGAGUAUAAUGAAACCUGCUGCCGCCUGGACCCUCUCCGGACGCCGUGUGCGCCUGGCCUCUGUCGCGGCGGCGUUGCGGCCCUCGGUGGUGGAUGACAUGAGCCCUUGUUGGCAAGUUCCACGAUCCGCAAAGCGGAGGUGUGGUGACGCGAGUGCCGAUGCCGUGGAGCAAACU